AAAGAGCGAAAGGAGGAGAAGAAGAGAAGGAGGGGCCUGGAGGUGGCAACAACACAGGUGAGGGUGGAAGCCUCAGGGCGUGCCAGAGGUGAAGUGGAGCCGACGAAGCGGACAACGGACACCGGCAGCCCCCUCCAGGUGAUUGGCUGACCCUGGGCAGAUCCAUGGACCGCGGGGUGACCAUCAAGAACCCUUAUGCCAGCGUGAGCCUCCCGCGGGCGCAGCUCAAGGAGGACUUCCUCCGCUACUCCCUGGGCGAGGACCAGGCCCCGGGCGCCGUGCUCUACAGCCCCAGCCCCCUGCCCACCUACACGGAGGGCCCCCGGGUCCCCACGCGGGAGUCCUGGGCCCAGCCCUUCAACCCUUACGCCAGCCUCUCCCUGCCCAACCGCGGGGCCGCUGCUCCGGAGCCUUUCCACUGGAAGAGCCAGCAGGCCGCAGGCGGCGGGGACAGCAGGGGCCCUAAAGGCGGGGGCUGCUGCUGCUGUUGCCCUUGCUGCUGCAAGCGCUCCCCGUGCAGCAGGCGCUGCCGCUGCGUCGUCUCCUAAGGCAAGACCCCCACCUUGGCCCCCAAGACGGCUUCCGACCGGCGCCGGGCAACUCCAGUUUGGACCUUAAAGCAAAGGAACACAAGACAGGGAUGGAAAGCAGGACUCUUAGGACAAAGGGACUCUUCUUGGAAAGGGGCCACGCACCUUUGCAACCCACAUGCGUUGACUUUGCAACCCAUACGCAUUGACUUCGCAACCCACAUGCGUUGACUUUGCAACCCAUACGCGUUGGCUUUGCAACCCAUAUGCGUUGACUUUGCAGCCCAUAUGCAUUGACUUUGCAACCCAUAUGCGUUGGCUUUACAACCCAUACGCAUUGGCUUUGCAACCCAUAUGCGUUGACUUUGCAACCCAUAUGCAAUGACUUUGCAAGCCAUAUGCGUUGACUUUGCAAGCCAUAUGCAUUGACUUUGCAAGCCAUAUGCGUUGAUUUCGCAACCCAUAUACAUUGACUUUGCAACCCAUAUACAUUGACUUUGCAACCCAUAUGCGUUGACUUCGCAACCCAUAUACGUUGACUUUGCAACCCAUAUGCAUUGACUUUGCAACCCACAUGCAUUGACUUUGCAACCCAUGACUUUACAACCCAUAUGUGUUGACUUUGCAACCCAUUUGCAUUGACUUCGCAACCCAUGACUUUACAACCCAUAUGAGUUGACUUUGCAACCCAUAUGCAUUGACUUUGCAACCCAUACGCAUUGACUUUGCAACCUAUACUCAUUGACUUUGCAACCUAUACGCAUUGACUUUGCAGUCCAUACGCAUUGACUUUGCAAGCCAUAUGCAUUGACUUUGCAACCCAUAUGCAUUGACUUUGCAACCCACAUGCAUUGACUUUGCAACCCACAUGCAUUGACUUUGCAACCCAUAUGCAUUGACUUUGCAACCCACAUGCAUUGACUUUGCAAUCCAUGGGCAUUGACUUUGCAACCCACAUGCAUUGACUUUGCAAUCCAUGGGCAUUGACUUUGCAACCCACAUGCAUUGACGUAAUCUUCUCUGCAGGAACUGGUGAAGGAGCGACGACACCCUCAACAAGUCCUAGAGUUGAAAGAGAUCCCCGGAGGCCACCCAAUCCAACCCUCUUCUGCCAGGAAGGAACUACACCAUUCAAUCCCUCCUGACAGAUGGCCAUCCAGCCUCUCAUAGAGUCAUAGCAUUGGAAGAGACUCCCAAAGGACAUCCUAUCCAAUCCCAUUUUGCCAGAAAGGAAGACACAUAAGUCAGUCCCUCCUGAUAGAUGGCCAUCCCCUGGACUUUGAGGCAAAGAGUUCCACUGGUGAACACAGCUCUUCUUACAGUCCUUCCUUAUGUUCAGGCCGAAUCUCUCCUGCUGUCUUUUGAGUCCAAAGUCUCCAAGGGCAGAAGGAAACAAGCCUGUUCCCUUUUGUGUCAUCCUUUCGAACAUGUAAACAACUGCUUUAAACUGGAGUAUCUGCCGCAUAAUCCAGCUCAAUACACAACUGUAUGGAAGGGGCCUUUGUCACGCAGCUGUGGGUUCGAGGACCUUGUCCUUGUGCCUUCGCUCUGUGUUUGCUCUUUUUCUUUCUCUUUCUUGGGCAGGGACUCUCCGCUCUGGCUCUUCCACAUUCUGAGCAUUUUCUGCUCUUUCCUCGUCUCGGCCGAAACCCUCUUGCAGCCCUGAAGCCUUUCUAAGGAUGGUGACCGGAGAAGCCCCAGAGGGUCCUGUGCAGCUGCAGAUAUACAGCCAGAAAACCCUGAAGGCAGAAGAGAAAAGGGGGAAAGGGGGCUUUGUUGCAGUGCUGCUUUUUUUUCCCUCCCCGUGGCCAAAAAAGCUGCCUCGUGGGUGCUAUUUUUAGGCCCACGUUGCCUUGCGAGGCGUUUGCAUCGAGGGUGGAACGAGAAAGGCAGGCGGAGGGAGGGAGGCUGGAACCAGGGCUUGGGGAGCCAUAAACUCCCUGCCACUGCGCAUCAUGUCUUUGCCAUGUUUCCUUUUCAUGGGUUCGGGCGGGGGGAGGUUUGCAAGGCACAGCUCCCUCGACUCAGUGGGUCCGGCUCUGCAAGAUUCCUGGGCUCUGCUUGACCUUAUCCCCCCUCAAUAAAAAAAAGUCCCAAGUUUGGACAAGCAGGAAUGCAACAAGA
Messenger RNA from Anolis carolinensis (green anole), 2654 nucleotides. RefSeq names its product cysteine rich tail 1 (gene cysrt1). Bases 165 to 548 code for a protein of 127 amino acids. The record is from RefSeq and is a predicted model, not a curated record. The transcript is spliced from 2 exons. NCBI's taxonomy places the organism in Eukaryota, Metazoa, Chordata, Lepidosauria, Squamata, Anolidae.